GACAUUUUUAAUGUUUAGUGUACGUCAACAUCAAAAACCUUAGAAAAAUGUGACAAGGAAGCAAAUAUAAUUAAUUAUUUCCAUUCAAAAAAUGAUCUAGAAAAUUGUCUCUCUGUUACUAUGUAAAAAUAAUGUAACAACCUGAAAUCGUGUAAAAAAUGUUUACGAAACGCAACCUGGUUGAUAUUAAAAAAUCAACUUCAAAAGUACAAGACCCAAAAAAAGAUGUGGCUACAAGAUUAAAACAUUUAAAAAUCAUAUUAGAUAAUGUUGACAUAGCAGAAGCAAAAGGCUUCUUCGAAGCAAAUUUUAGUCAUGUAUAUCAUAUAUUGUAUGAAAGUUUUGUUCAGACAGAAGCAAAUUUACGUCAAAGAGUUCAUAAGGCGCAUAAAGAAGAGCUGGAAUGCACCCUCUGGAUCCUAGAUCAAGUUCUGAGCCUUUUACCAGAAUUAAUACAUAGAAGAUGGCAGAUACAUUCCUUGGGAAGGCUUUUAGCGAAACUGCUGCAUCCCGGAAACGCUAUAAAACUAAGACGCCAGGGCAUACGGUAUUUCCUUAUGUGGUACCAGGCUUUAAACGAGAAUGCGCCUGAUCACGUUCACAAUAUGUUUGCAGCUUUAGUUCCGGGAUUCUGCAACCAGAUCAUUGUGCCGGCCCAGAACAGUGGCAGUGUCUUUCACGAUACGAGUGCUCAAAAUCCUAUUACCCCAUGUGAGAUUCUACCUAUUUUGCCCCCUUCGAGUGGGGAAAAACCGCCGGAGCACGCGAGUAAAUUCUAUCUAGAAGCUCUCUUGGAGAAUAUAGUUCAUACCGUCAUUAAAUUAGAGUGGCAAGAUAAGGCUUCUUACCAUCAUCGGUGCUUCAAUUUCCUUUUGGAAAAAUUUAAGAUUUAUUAUCUGCCUAAGAUUUGCCCCAGUUUCUGUAACGAAACGUCCGUUUAUAGACCUAAUUUAGAUCUGCCAGUUCUAAGAAGGCUAGAAAGUGAAAAUGAGUUUGUUCACUGCCGAGUCACAUUGAUAAUGUGGCUAACGAAUUACAUGCACCAGGCCAAGAAAAAUCUAGAAGGCGGUCCAUCCUCCAUUCCCAGUAUUCAGUCGCCUUCCCAGCAGUCACAGUUUAUGCACGAGGAUGAAGCGCAGAACGAUUCCUCACAUCCUAGUUUAGAUUCCACAAUAUCUCUCCAAACGAACAAGACAACUAGCGACGAAGAACUAGCCAUCCAAGUGGUUCGAGACGUUCUCUGUAGCACCAGAGAUAAUGUCAAUUUUAUCCACGAGUUGUAUCGGCAAACUUUUCUUCUUAAUUUCUCGCAUGUGGCAGCAAUCAGAAAAAUAAUCAUCGUCUAUAAAGAUCUGAUUCAAGGUAAUGUUGUGGAAUUGCCGCCUUAUGCUCUAGAAUUGCCCGAGGAUGUUCCGAGGAAUAGCGAAGAGUUGACGCCAGAGACUGGCAGACCUGGACGGUUGAGAAACGACUCUUAUCUGGGCGCUAUUCAUAAAGAAAAUCUGUUAGUGAGGGCCGGCAUGCAGAACGUAUACCAACUGUUCAUGACACACGCUGCCAACGUUUUCCUGUUAGAAAUAAACUCGCAUAUCCCUCGGAUGCUUGAAGAACAAACUGACACUUGUAAAAGAGUCUUGAACAUUUAUAGGUACAUGGUAAUGAAUACAAGAAUGGACAAUGCCACUUGGGAGCAGUUACUUCUGGUAUUGUUGCAAAUAACGUCGUUAGUACUUGGCGAGAGUCCGCCGAAAAAGAAAGUCACCACCUUGGGCGGAAAGUUAGCUCCCGCCAUAUUCCAGACAUUGAUAGUAACGUGGAUUAAAGCGAACUUAAAUGUAAUGAUUUCACGGGAGUUAUGGGACAGGUUCUUACACGUUCUGACAUCUCUUACCACAUGGGAGGAAUUGAUAAAGGAAUGGGCGAAAACGUUGGAGACUCUUACCAGAGUUUUGGCUCGCCAUGUCUAUAAUUUAGACCUCACAGACCUGCCGUUGGAUCGUCUGAACGAGCACAAAUCGAAGAGAGGUCGCAGAGGUCCGAGGCUAGAAAACAACACUCCGUCUAACACCAACGACGCAGGUCAUCCAGCCGUGUGUCGUCAGGAUUCCAGUUUACCUGACGGUCAUAUUUCUUCAAAGAGGGGUAGAUCGAGUCUACCGAGAAGUUAUAGUGAAACUAACUUGACCCUAAAGCGCAGGUCUACAUUUGUGAGGCAUCAAAAUUCUAAAUAUAGAAGAUCAAGGUCACUCGACACCCUCGCCCCGCCUGACACCGAAUCUGCAGACCGCACCCGUUCUCCUAGUCCGGCUCCGUCCAGCGGUCUCGAAAGCAAUUCCAUAAAAGAUUCGCCCAUACAACUGGACAUGCUCUCUUCCGAAACUCACACCCUGGAGCUGUCUGGCGAAAACAGAGGUGUAGUAUGCGGCGGGGCCAUAAGGGGUUGGCUUCCAGACGUCGCCGUUAUACUUUGGAGAAGGAUGCUCGGCGCUUUAGGCGACGUCAAUCACGUAACCGAUCCCAAACUGCACGCCCAGGUGUUCGAGUACUUGAUUAAAUUGACGGACACGUUGAUCAAGAUCAAGCAAAACCAGGGUGUGUCGCCUGAUAACAUGAGCACCCCUCAGGCCCCCGAAUUGGUUCCGCCUUUGACUUUAAUUUUGCCUUGGUGUUUUGGGGCGUUAAUGCUGCCAAGUAAUUUCGAGGCGGGACAGUUGAACGCCAUGAGGCUACUGUGUACUAUAACUUUGAACUGCGAUUUGAAACAUAGGACGUAUUUGUCGCAGUUUUAUCGGUUUUUACAUUCAGCAUUGACGGGCACCUCGAAACCAUUUCUCAACACUUGUCUAAAGUACCUCGGUCCUCGAUUUUUGUCGUUACAACUGCCCGGUUCCACACUACUCCUGUUGGACCUAGUACAUGCCUGCAACACUGUACUUAACAGUACCGAGAAACUAGAAGCGAGCCCUAGGACAGAGGCUGUUUCGAUUUUGGCGAACCUGCUCAGCCUGCCCGAUGACCUUAGUUCGUUUUCGGUACUCCAGCCCGAACAGGACAUACACAUGAUGGCGUGUCCUGAUAUUAAGGAACAUGUGGUCAGUAUAUUGUUAAGGACAGGAAGGCGUGAGCCCAAGGGUAAAGCAAGGUGCAUAGCACUUUCCGCUUUAGGUAUCUUUGUGUACAAGGAAUUGAAUAAUCAGACGUUCCAUCCAAAAGUUGCGGACGCUAUCAACGUGUUAUUACUGGCAUUAAAGUUCAACAACAAGGUUAUAGCGCAACUCGCCAGCAAUAUAUUGUUCCUUCUGUGCGACCACGCUCCACUACUGUGGACUCAGUACCCACGACUGGGGAAUUCGGUUAUAAAUACUUUGUGUUCAGCGCUUUUUCUGCAUGCGCCUCUCGGUUCUAUCGCUGGAGAAAGUGACAAAGCUUUAGGUACGGCCUUACUACUGUGUCUGGGAGAAUGGUGCAUGAAGCUGGGACCAAUGAGGCUUUUGGAGGUAUCCGAGUAUGGGGAGAACAGAGGAAUAUGUUUACUAUCCCAAGUUUUCGGUGUUCUGUACAAAAUAAUACAAGGAAAAGCCUCGCAAGAAAAUCCAGGGGGAUUAAGUCAGCCUAGUAUUAACGACGACUUCGAUCCAAAUAUCAUUUCGGACGACUUGGAAAAAUCGCCUGCGCAAAGUCCUUCCAAAAACAACCAGUGUCAACAGGCAAUCACCUUGUGCGCUAAGACUGUAUUGGCUCAUCUAGUCACUCAUUUAGGCCAUUUUCCGAUGGCCAUCGGAGCCGCCAGACUUAGUUCGCUUGUCGUGGAACACGACGACGUCCCCAAUCUUACAUCUGACGAUUUGUCAGCGAGCAUAUUUUCAGCUCCAAACAUCCAGCUGUUUAUUCUCUCUAAGAAUGUGAUCGCGAGUUUAAUCGAGCUCCCGACUUUAGAUCUGCCGGGUGGUGGGGUGACAGCUGGUCUGUCAACUGCCGAUAAACAAGUGAGGGUGUUGUUGAGAGAUCUUUCCGGGAAAUCUAGUUGGGAUGCUUCGAUUUUAUAUCGAACUCCAGAGAGCAUAAAAGCGGGAGAACAGGAUAACUAUCUAUCGGAGACUUUACCAAAGACUGCCUCUGUUAGUUCCAUCCAACCCGAGAGUUUAAUGGUGGGCUCACCUUUACAUACACUUCCACAAAGGGCUAUGAGACAUAGGCCUCCUAACGUUUUACCUGAAAUAUCUAAUGCUGCGCCUGAUUUGGACCAACUGGAUGAUUUAUUGCAAUACCUGGGACAUACGAGUCCCGAAUGCCUAGAGAGCCUCAGUCGUAAGUUAAACGAACCAGCGGCGCCACCUAUGUCCACUGAAUUAGAGCAGGAAGCCAUAGCCUCCGUGAUUAGUCAAAGGAAUGUCGAAGUGGAAGAAAAUAGACUGGUACAACAUUUGGAUUCCAUGUUGGGGCUGCCUAUCACGAGACCGAGCAGUCGUGCUGAAGCUAAAAGCCCUUCAUUUGAGCCUCCAAGCAGUCAGCAGUCUUCCCUGGGAAUCGUGGAACAAAACGCUUUUCAGCAGUGUCGUCUUUUGUUCUCUCAGUUGGGUCUGGCGGGGUGGGAACGGAGACAUCAGUUGCAUUUGUUGAACAAAACGGAACGUUUGCUUAGGGAGCUGAGGAACUUAGAUAAUCAGAGUUGCCGAGAAACUCACAAGUUUGCUGUAAUAUAUGUGGCUCCCGGGCAGGAGGAUAAAAAUUCGAUACUGUCGAACCAAGGCGGUAGUGUGGCUUACGAGCAAUUCUUGGCAGCACUCGCCUGGGAAAUCGAGCUGGAAGGGCACACGGGUUUCUUGGGCGGCCUACAAAGACAAGGUUCCACGGGACUUACAGCACCCUACAUAGCGACGAGUUUUGUGGAAGCCAUAUUUCAUGUAGCCACUAGGAUGCCCGGCGACACCCCCGAUGCUGUACUUAGCAAGACGAGGCAUUUGGGAAACGAUGAAGUGCAUAUAGUGUGGUCUGAACAUAAUAGAGAUUAUAGACGUGAUAUCAUUCCCACUGAGUUCUGUGAUAUUUUGAUAACCAUUUACCCAUUAGGAAAUAAUUUAAACAGAGUAACAGUUAAUUGUAAGGCAGAUGUGCCACAUUUUGGCGUGUUGUUCAAUGAAGCGAUUGUCGAGAGUAACAUCUUAGCCGGGCUGGUUAGAGCUACGGCCCUUUGCGGCAGUCGCUCAAAAAGGGUGACUUACCAGUUUUAUCAACAAUAUUACGAAGAACGCGCUAGAUCGUUAGAUACUGUAGUGACGAAACACAAAAACAGUGCGACUUAUGAAGAUUUCAUAUCAAAGGUGUACAGUCCCAUAGGGACGCCCAGUCCAUUUUGUCCCAGUGGUUCGUCCUCUAGCGGUGCUGGGGACGGAACUUCGUGUAAUCCGUCGAUGUUAGCAGCUGCCUUGUUAGAUUCCCACGGACAUUCACAUAAGGGCUCUCAACGAGCAGAUCAGAAGUACAGAGCUUCGACAAACGAUGCGUCUAGAGGCGUUUGGUUUAACAAUUCAGACAUGCAAAACAUGGAAUCCAGUAUAUCUCCCAGGCCCCUAAAAAGGUUAUCGACGAAUCUGAAGAAUUCUAAGAAAUCGCUGAAACACGAGACGUCGGUAGAAUCUCCCCCAGAGAGCCCCCUGCAAAUGACAAGAAGGAAAUGACUAUAAAUAACGGAUAC
Anoplophora glabripennis (Asian longhorned beetle) is the source of this 5695-nucleotide messenger RNA. Its product is annotated as ral GTPase-activating protein subunit alpha-1. Gene Ontology annotation, molecular function: GTPase activator activity. Bases 159 to 5678 code for a protein of 1839 amino acids. Gene Ontology annotation, cellular component: cytoplasm; nucleus. NCBI's taxonomy places the organism in Eukaryota, Metazoa, Arthropoda, Insecta, Coleoptera, Cerambycidae. The transcript is spliced from 21 exons. The record is from RefSeq and is a predicted model, not a curated record. Gene Ontology annotation, biological process: regulation of small GTPase mediated signal transduction; positive regulation of GTPase activity.